AUGCUGAGCCUCCUAUGUGUCCUCUCUGCCCUGACAGCCACCGGCCACGCCCUUACUUGUAAAGUCUGUAUGGUUUCCUAUUCCACAUACUGCAAUGGCGAUACCAGCAUGGUCUGCCCGAAAGGACAAGUGUGCGUCUCGGCAUACACCCUGACAACCAUGGGUCAUUCUAAAGUGAGUGAAGAAUUUUCCAGGGGAUGUGCCCCUAAGGACCAGUGUAAUACCCCGGGCAGUAUCAGCAUACCCGGGGGCAAGAUAAAGAGGAACACAUCCUGCUGUUUCACAGAUAACUGCUAUCCGCCAACACCCACAUUGCCUGAAGAUAACUUUGAACCAAAUGGAGUGACCUGUGCCACUUGUGCAAGUUCGUAUUCAGAUUGGUGUUACAAUGACAAAACCAUGAGAUGUACCGGUGACGAAAAUAUGUGUAUUCUGGAAUCUUCACAUCAGUAUGAACCCAUAGAUCAAAUGUUGGCACUACGCGGAUGUGCAACACGAAGUAUAUGCGAUAUUGGAACGCAGGAGAUCUCGUACGGGCACAUUAACAUGACCAUGAAGAUCAAAUGUUCAAGUGCAAGUUCCCCUUUAUACAGCCACCUCGUCCUCUCCUUCACUUUCACUGUUGCUGGGAUCCUAGCUGUCCUAUCCUCCUGGGGAUAG
Messenger RNA from Staurois parvus, 660 nucleotides. Lineage: Eukaryota; Metazoa; Chordata; Amphibia; Anura; Ranidae. The record is from the annotation of a GenBank genome assembly.